AUGAAGAUCUCCGCCUUCAUCGCCUCCGCCAUCCUGUCGGUCACUGUUAACAGUGCCGCCUUGCCAGUUCCUGCCCCCGUCGCUGCACCCGCUGCUGAGGGAACGAGAAAGCCCGUUUGGGGACGCAACGCUGAAGCAGCACCCGCUGAAGCAACGCAUAAGCCCGUUUGGGGACGCAACGCUGAAGCAGCACCCGCUCCUAGCCCACAGAAGCAUAAGCCCGUCUGGGGACGCGACGCUGAAGCAGCACCCGCUCCUGGCCCACCGAAGUGGGUGUAUCCCGGAACGAAGCCCGUUUGGGGACGCAACGCUGAAGCUGCUCCCGCUCCUGGCCCACCGAAGUGGGUGUAUCCCGGAACGAAGCCCGUUUGGGGACGCAACGCUGAAGCUGCUCCCGCUCCUAACCCACAGAAGCAUAAGCCCGUCUGGGGACGCGCUCCUGAAGCUGGGAAGUGGGUGAAGCCCGGAACGAAGCCCGUUUGGGGACGCAACGCUGAAGCAGCACCCGCUCCUAACCCACAGAAGCAUAAGCCCGUUUGGGGACGCGACGCUGAAGCUGCUCCCGCUCCUGACGCAGGGAGAAAGCCAGUUUGGGGGCGCGAUGCUGAAGCUGCUCCCGCUCCUGACGCAGGGAGAAGGCCAGUCUGGGGGCGCAACGCUGAAGCUGCUCCCGCUCCUAACCCACAGGGUGGGCCCCUUUGGGACACCAAAGUUGGCGCGGCCGAAGACGAUGAGGAGUAA
Alternaria triticimaculans is the source of this 741-nucleotide messenger RNA. RefSeq lists its product as uncharacterized. Lineage: Eukaryota; Fungi; Ascomycota; Dothideomycetes; Pleosporales; Pleosporaceae. Bases 1 to 741 code for a protein of 246 amino acids. The transcript has a single exon. The record is from RefSeq and is a predicted model, not a curated record.